AUGAUGAGGAAUCAAGGCUCAUCAUCGUCGUCGUCUUUUCAAGACACCGACUUUUCUUUCAAAGAAAAUAUCUACCAACAAUUAGUGGAAGGGAAUAUUGAAACAAUACGAUCGUUUCUUCUCACCAAAUCAAGAAACAAAUAUUUUCUUAUCAUUAUCCAUUUUGGAGAUAAAAAAGGAGGGUUAAGGGUGAGAAGAAACAGAGAGAUAGACAGUUUUGAGUUUGAGGAUGUAAUUGAUCUCACGUAUGAGCAACAUUCAUUUGUUCAGUUUGUAGGACUAAAGAGUCUUCAAUCGGGUGAAGUUUUACCCAUGAUUCCUCAUCCAAUCAUUCCCAACACAACCUUUCUUGAAAAAAAGUAUGUCAAUCGAAUGAAAGAAGGAGAAGAGUUUGUCCUUCUCACACAGGACACUCGAGAGGAUGCUGUUUCUCGCUUAUCCAAAGAUCAAUUAGAAGCCAUUCGAGAUAAGUUUAACAAAAUUGAUGAGAAUCGAUCAGGUGUGAUUACCACUCACGAUAUCGAAAAAUAUUUCAAAACGAUUUGCGAAAAUAAGAUUGCGAACCUAACGCAUAUGGUUCAGGAGAAGGUGAAAAAAGAACCCCACAAAGAACUGUAUCACUCUCAACAGCUUGAAAAGCAUAUCAAAAUGGUAAAGAAGCAAUGUGAGACUAAUGUUGAAUAUUUUCGAUCCAUUGACUUGAAUAACGAUGGAAUUAUUACAUUUGAGGAGUUUAAGAACUAUGAGUCCAAGUUUUAUUUAGACCCAAAACAACACUAG
Molecule: messenger RNA, 780 nt
Organism: Naegleria fowleri
Lineage: Eukaryota; Heterolobosea; Eutetramitea; Acrasida; Naegleriidae
Exons: 2
Coding region: 1-780 (259 amino acids)
Molecular function (GO): calcium ion binding
Source: RefSeq, a predicted model, not a curated record